CCUUGAGAUUAUAACCCGCGGCAUCGCCAUGGGCAAGCAGUUCCUCAAGUCCUGGUGGAACUACUUUGACAUAGUCCUUGUCCUUUUCUGCUCGAUUACGCUUAUUUUCCUGUCGCGCGGCUGCUCAGCGUCCUCUAACUCUGAGGAGCUCAUCAAUACUAUCCUCCUGGUGAUCCGCAAUGCUGCACAGGUAUUCCGGCUACUGGCAACGCUGCGCAAGAACCGGCGGCAGCUGGAUGCACGCGACAUGAAUGUUGACUUCAACAGCAACCGGGGAUCUGACUUUUUGGACGUCAUUGGGGAUAUCGACGGGAUCGUCGAUACUACCGAUGGGUACCGGGUUCCUGGGGUGCCGCGGACAGAUGGCAUGGGCGACGAGUUUAGGCUGUCGAUUGAUUCCCUGGAUGAUGGAUAUGAAAUGAGAACGCCAGAGAAUCAGGGCCUGGAUAGGCUGAGGAGGUCUACCAGUCGGUCGUCGGCGACAUCGGUUUCUAAUGUUGAUAAGUUGACGGGCCGGAAAAGGAGUCCAGGAGUAGUGUAGCACGCUUAAUAGAAGCUAUUUGAACCUUUUUUUUUUGGAGCUGAAUGUAGUUCAUUUGCGAUAUACGAUGUCCAGCUCUGUUUUGGGGUGCAUUUGAAGCGGCCGAGAAAGUUAUCACACUUUCACGGUAUACUCAAUGGCGAAGCUGCUGCCUAGGCACAC
This is a messenger RNA of Linderina pennispora, 703 nucleotides long. RefSeq lists its product as uncharacterized. The transcript has a single exon. The record is from RefSeq and is a predicted model, not a curated record. The coding region runs from base 29 to 541 and encodes 170 amino acids. Lineage: Eukaryota; Fungi; Kickxellomycota; Kickxellomycetes; Kickxellales; Kickxellaceae.